Anopheles maculipalpis is the source of this 2017-nucleotide messenger RNA. RefSeq lists its product as uncharacterized. The record is from RefSeq and is a predicted model, not a curated record. The transcript is spliced from 2 exons. NCBI's taxonomy places the organism in Eukaryota, Metazoa, Arthropoda, Insecta, Diptera, Culicidae. Bases 8 to 1990 code for a protein of 660 amino acids.
CAAAACAAUGAAGACCUCAGUGGCGAUGAUGGUUGUUCUGCUGGUAAUGACAUCAGCGGAAGGUAUCGAACGACGACGGCCACUAUACCGUCGAGGCUCCACGACAACCACCGUUACCCCACUGACAGAUGACAGCGAAGGGUCAGAGAGCAAGUUCAAACCGAAUGGCAAAGAUUUGUACACGGUAAGCGAUUCGUACCCCGUCACGGGUAGCAUCGGUACCGGUGGUGUACCCGGCAGCUUUAAAUCAGAUGGCGAUAAACUUACGUCCUUCUCCGAGUACACCUUUGGCAGCACCAAGCUCACGGGCAGUGGGUCCGAUGGUGGUUCCCCGGAUGGUUCGAGUUCCGACGAGGAGUCGAGCUUUAGCAGCUUUAAAAAUCACAAAAAAGCCUCCCUCCUGCCAACGACCAACGCUAGCAACAAGGACAGAAAACCUGCCAGCGGAGCGUUCGACUUUCUGAACGGUGACUAUGCCAAGCCGAAGCUGACGUCCGGUGGCAGUUCGCAUCUCCAUGAUACGACUUCGAUUGUCGGGCUCGGUGGCAAGACGAAAGCGUCGUCGGCGAUUUCGAGCAAAUUUUCCAUCUCGCAUCCAACACCGAGCAGCAGCAAGGCGGCCGGCAAACUGGCGCACCUGGACGACUCGACGGAGUACGACGUGUACGCCAGUCUUGGCCAUGCCGCCGGCAAGACUAAGCUAGGCGCGUCCGGCAAACACCGCGGGUCCAGCAGCCCGUUUCCUUCGGCCGCCGGCAGCUCGUUCGGGUUCGAGGGCAAGGUGAAGAAGGUGCCGUUCAAGUACGAGGACGGUGGCAUUGGGGCGCUCGCCGCCAAAACCAAGCAGAAACCGAAGCUCUCCAUCGACGAUGAAACGUUCGGCAGCGGUUCGCUGGCAUCCGCCAGCAGCCACUUUAGCGGGCUGGGCAGCUUCGACAGUGGCAGCUUUGGUGGGGCCGGCAAGCAACAGCCGGGUGGUUCGAGCCCGUCCAAGAACAAGUUCAACUUUGCCGAACCGCCCCCGCUAGUCAAAUCGACGCUCAGCACGCUCAAGCACUUCGGCGAAGGACUCAUAGGUAAUGGCAAUGGGGCUGGCCGAGCACCGUACGAGCUCGACAGCGAGGAAAACUACAAGUACGGCUCCUACUUCGGCAAGGGCCACUACGCCGCCGAGGAGAGCUACGAAAGCUCGGCCGAACCGCUGCCCAGCAAGGGGAAAUUCCCCAAGCUUGGCGGGAUCGGUCCGGCAGGGGUCGGCGCGAACGUCGGUAGCAAGUUCGCGACCGACUUUGACGUGAAGAACAUUAAGCUCAACGGCGAGGGUGGCGCAUUCGCCCCCGCUGGACACAAGCAUCCCGGUACACUGACCAAAAACACAUCACCACACCACAAACUGCCCCAGUCGGCACACCAUCUGCCACCUCACCUGCAACAUCACCAACAGCAACCACAGCAGACGAUACCGCACCCGGCGCAGUCACACGCACACCUACACGCGCACACGCACGGCAAUACCGGUAGCAUUGUUAAUCCUAAUCCUCUCGACUUUCGGCCAAAAUUUAAACUACAAGAUGUCCCCAAUUUGUAUCCCGCCGACCAUCUAGGUGCCGGUAUAGCGGCCAAGGGCCAGAUCGAGAGCUUCCUCAACUCGGAGCACGCGCUGAAGGACGAGUCACUGGUGGCCCAGCUGCUCGGCGACGGCAGUCCAGCCGCCCGGCCCCACUACCACCAAUUCCUGAAGUCGCAGGAGGACGAGAAGCUGGAGAAGGAGGCGCUCCGGCAGCAGAUCGAGUACCUGAAGGCGCAGGCAGCGAAGCGUCCGCUCGAGCUCGGCAACCCUAGCCGCCCGCCGAUCGUUUCGAACGCGCAGAAGUUCCGACCGGUGCGCCGCAUACCGUCGCAUGUCCGGCUGGGCGUGAAGGCACCGUACCCGCUGCCCCGCAUCCCACACUAUAACGAUCGGCCGUAUAGUAUCAGUUUCAAGAUUUAAAUUUAGAUUUACCAAAAGAAAAGCAAA